AUGAUUGGAUUAGUCUACGGUGAUAAAGGAGUCAAGUUGAAACCCCAUUCGGAACUUGCGUUGAAAGUAUCCACACAAAUUGGCGUCUUUUUCGGCCAGCUUGUGUUCGGCUGGUUAGCGGAUAUUCUGGGGCGGAAAAAGAUGUAUGGAUUCGAACUGAUGAUUGUCAUCCUUGGCAUAUUGGCUCAAGCAUGUGCAGGUGAAGCUCGUAGCGGUCGAACUAUCAGUAUUGUUGCUCUGUUAAGCGCCUGGAGAUUUAUAAUGGGCGUUGGGAUUGGGGCCGAUUAUCCUCUUUCUUCCGUAAUCACGUCAGAGUUCUCCCCAACAAAGGUGCGAGGUCGAAUGAUGACCGCUGUGUUUGCCAUGCAAGGGUUUGGGAACUUUACGGCUGCUCUGGUUGCUUUUAUUGUUACUCAAGCUUAUAAGAAUCAGAUCAACCAGGACGGAAAAAGGCAGGACAGUAUCGAUCGCUGUUGGCGCCUGUUGAUCGGCUUGGGUGCCAUUCCUGGGUGCAUCGCACUAUAUUGUCGGCUAACGAUUCCUGAAACUCCUCGCUUUACCAUGGACGUAGAACGAAACGUCGAACAGGCCGUCCAGGAUGUCAAUGAUUUCUUGACCACGGGUGAAUACAGGGUAGAUCCUGAUGCUGUUGUUCGGCGUGGGAUUGCUCCCCAAGCCACAUGGGUCGACUUCAAGCGGCAUUUUGGACAAUGGCGGAACUUCAAGCUUAUUUUUGGGAUGGCUUAUUCAUGGUUCGCUCUGGACAUCCCAUUUUAUACUCUAGGACUGAAUACCUCAAGCAUGCUUAAACCGCUGGGUUUCAUUUCGAAAGCUUGCGAUGAUGAUUAUACUGCUAAAAACGCAUACACCAUCCUUCGCGGUGUCUCUCAGGGGAAUCUGAUAUUAGCUGUUGGCGGGCUGAUUCCCGGAUACUGGUUUACCUUUCUGUUCAUUGAUUCAUGGGGUCGAAAGCCUAUUCAGAUUAUGGGGUUUAUCGUUUUGACUGUACUGUUCAUCGUAAUUGGUGCUACAUGGGACAUCCUUCACAAACAGAUCAACGACUAUGGAGGAAGCGUUCUUAUAUUCUUGUAUUGUUUAGCCAAUUUUUUCCAAAACUUUGGUCCCAAUACUACGACAUUCAUCGUUCCGGGAGAGGCGUUCCCUACUCGCUACCGCGCCACUGCUCACGGGAUAUCGGCGGCGUCGGGAAAGCUUGGAGCCAUCAUUGCUCAGGUUGUUUUCUCCAUUAUUAAUGGAUACUUUAAGGGGAAACGCACCUGCGAUGACCCUGACCCAUUCCUCAAAUACCUCAUGUUUGCGUUUUCAUUCUUUACUAUGACCGGGGCUGCGGCUACGCUUCUUAUUGAGGAAACAAAAGGCCGAACAUUGGAAGACAUAUCCAAUGAAGAUCAGGAUCGGUUCAUCUCGGGUCCCGAUCCUCUGGAGUUUCAGUCUCGCGACACUAUUGACGGCCCUAGCGAGUCCUAUCCGCUCCACAACAGGCAUUCGUCUGAACCAUGA
Molecule: messenger RNA, 1521 nt
Organism: Rhizoctonia solani
Lineage: Eukaryota; Fungi; Basidiomycota; Agaricomycetes; Cantharellales; Ceratobasidiaceae
Product: Sugar (and other) transporter
Exons: 7
Coding region: 1-1521 (506 amino acids)
Biological process (GO): transmembrane transport
Cellular component (GO): membrane
Molecular function (GO): transmembrane transporter activity
Source: RefSeq, a predicted model, not a curated record